CUUCAACUUCAGUUUGUCCUUCACGGUCAUCCGUCACUUCUCUCCUAUCCUGUAACACCUGCCACUCGAUCACUCUGUGUCGACUCGACUACCAUGUCUAUCGUGACGAUAAGGAAUGUAGAGUUCCUCAACAACCCCGCAAGGUUUUCGGACCCAUACCACUUUCGCGUUACAUUCGAAUGCAUUGCACCCCUUCCAGAAGAUCUCGAAUGGCGGCUCAUCUACGUCUCUUCGCCGGGGGACGAGGAACUUGACCAGGAACUCGACGACUGUUUGGUGGGUCCGGUACCAGUAGGAGUCAACGCGUUUGAUUUCGAAGGCUCCGCCCCCAACCCAUCAAAAAUCCCACCUGAGGACGUCCUCGGAGUGGCCGCGCUCAUUCUCACCGGUUCAUACAAAGACCAGGAAUUCGUCCGUGUGGGCUACUACCAAAAUACGGAAUACGACAACGAGGAGAUGAAGGAGGCACUUCCGGAGCCCAUCCGUUUUGACCGGCUUGUGAGGGAUAUCAACUCGAAGCCGCGGGUAACGAGGUUCCAGAUCAAGUGGGACAUAACGCCGCAGCAGCGGACAGGUCAAGCCAUCGGAGCGGCUACGUCCGCGGCAGUCCCAUCUGCGAACGACCUAGACGCGGAGGACGAACCGAGCACGAACGGCAAUGACAUGUCGCCAUGACAGGCUGCUUCUGUCUUCCGUCCACUUCCUCUUGUCCAGGUUCUGCGUGAAGCGAAGGGCGAUCGCAAAUUGUAUUACAUCCUAUCUGUGUGCCUUUUAUUAGUUGUCCUAGCGUCCGGUGCUAACCUGCUGACUCUCCACGCAUACCAUUUCGCAUUGCAAUUAUACCUAUGUAGCAUGAAUGUUGCCGCUGUUCCCAGGGCCUACAAGUAAUCGUUACUCAAUGACAUCAGUACAGACCUCAAGGUUGCCUCUGCCUGAGAGACAAGGUCCACCAAAUGGGAGGAGAUAUCCAUGG
Fomitopsis serialis is the source of this 973-nucleotide messenger RNA. RefSeq names its product anti-silence-domain-containing protein. The record is from RefSeq and is a predicted model, not a curated record. Gene Ontology annotation, biological process: DNA replication-dependent chromatin assembly. Gene Ontology annotation, molecular function: histone binding. Bases 94 to 675 code for a protein of 193 amino acids. Gene Ontology annotation, cellular component: nucleus. NCBI's taxonomy places the organism in Eukaryota, Fungi, Basidiomycota, Agaricomycetes, Polyporales, Fomitopsidaceae. The transcript is spliced from 4 exons.